AGCGGAGAUUCUUGCAAAAUAUUAAAUAUUCCAGUGGAGGGAUAUUUUGGAUGUAUUUGUUCUGCUUGGUGGACGACUGGAUGGGUCGACCAGAAAUUUGUGCUCAUUCGAAGUCUCAAUUAUUGAAAGGGUAAAGUGACGUCCAUCCCCCAUCUUUAUCCACAAGCCACUCCUGUCUGUGAGACUGUGAGUCUGUGACAUUGCAUAGGCACUGAGCUUCUAAGAGAAAUAGAGCCCAGUUCAAUGGCAAUCACCCUCAACAAUGGCUUCAAGAUGCCAAUAAUCGGCCUUGGUGUCUGGCGCAUGGAAGAAAAAUCCAUGAGAGACCUUAUCAUCAACGCCAUCAAAAUUGGAUACCGUCACUUCGACUGCGCUGCUGAUUACCAAAAUGAAGCAGAAGUUGGUGAGGCACUAGCAGAAGCAUUUCAGACUGGCCUUGUGAAGAGGGAGGACCUUUUCAUUACCACCAAGCUUUGGAACUCGGACCAUGGACAUGUUCUUGAGGCUUGUAAGGACAGCCUAAAGAAACUUCAGCUAGAAUAUCUGAAUCUAUAUCUUGUUCACUUCCCUGUAGCCACAAGGCAUACUGGUGUAGGUACAACUUCCUCUGCUCUUGGUGAAGAUGGUGUUCUGGACAUAGACACAAACAUAUCCCUGGAAACUACCUGGCAUUCUAUGGAAGAUCUAGUCUCCAUGGGUUUAGUACGUAGCAUUGGUAUCAGCAACUAUGACAUAUUUCUUACAAGAGAUUGUCUAGCCUACUCAAAAGUGAAGCCUGCGGUUAACCAGAUUGAAACACAUCCUUACUUCCAACGUGAUUGUCUUGUUAAGUUCUGUCAGAAGCAUGGGAUCUGUGUCACAGCUCAUACUCCACUUGGGGGCUCAGUAGCCAACGUUGAGUGGUUUGGUUCAGUCUCGUGUUUGGAAGAUCCAAAUCUCAAGGGUCUUGCUGAAAAAUAUAAGAAAACAGUUGCGCAGAUACUUCUCCGCUGGGGGAUCCAGAGGAACACAGUUGUCAUCCCUAAAACAUCAAAACUUGAGAGGUUGCAGGAGAAUUUUCAAGUUUUCGAUUUUGAGCUGACCAAGGAGGACAUGGAUUUGAUCAAGACUGUGGAUAGGAAACAUAGGACCAACCAACCAGCCAAGUUUUGGGGCAUAGAUCUUUAUGCAUAAAUAGGUCCGACAAAUCUAUAUGAAGUGGACCCCCUUUUUUUUUUUACAGAACUGCACCGAAAGACUGAGAAAUGGAUAAUCCGUCAUUUUACUCGUUUUUAUCGGUAAUAUACAAUAUCUGACCAUUUUAGUUAAUUUAUUAAUGUUAUUCAAUCGCAA
Nelumbo nucifera (sacred lotus) is the source of this 1332-nucleotide messenger RNA. Its product is annotated as NADP-dependent D-sorbitol-6-phosphate dehydrogenase-like. Lineage: Eukaryota; Viridiplantae; Streptophyta; Magnoliopsida; Proteales; Nelumbonaceae. Gene Ontology annotation, molecular function: aldose-6-phosphate reductase (NADPH) activity. The record is from RefSeq and is a predicted model, not a curated record.